CUAGGAGAGGAAGACCUCGUCGAGAGAGAAUCAUCUAAAAAACUAACAGUCGAAUGGCUAAUCGACAACGAUGGUAGUACACAAUGAAGGAGGACUAUCUCGGUGGUGGGGUCUGGGGAUGGACGGCUUUGGUAAUGCCGCCAAAUGCUUUCACAACUAAUUGAGGUGGGAAUAAGCUCAGUUAUAGUGUGCGUGUCCCAUUUAAGCUUACUAGCGUGGGCCCGGCCAGUUGGCCGGAGGAAGGUGAGGUAUGAAAUUUGAUAAUGUAAUGGGGUGUAUAGUUUUUUUUUUUUUUAAUAAGUAUAGCUUAUUGUUGUAUAGUUUUUUUUUUGGAAAACUCGUGAUAAAAAUAGUGAAUUUUAGCAGGAAAGAGACAUGAAUGAUGCAAUGAAUCAAAAAUUGGUCUUAUGAACCAAAAUCAAGUACAUGUUACCUUGUGAAACAAUAUUGUUUCUGGUAAUAUGAUGAGGUGGAGUAAGUUUUAUAGAAACCGAAUUCCCGAAAAAUUGAAUAAAAAAUCGCCUAUCCCGUCGGUUUUCGGGAAAUGAGCAUCUCACAAUCGUUGCUAGCUUUUACUCGGCCCGUUGAUCGAUUAAUUUGCUUUAUAAAACUUUCAUCUUAUCGUCAUUGUGUUUUCUGAUUUUUGUUAGGCCAUGAUAAAAUCUAAGAAAAUCAGGAACGAACAACACGAUUUGGGAUAGGAACCGCCGUUGUCGUAUCCCUAGAAAAUGGUGGUAAACACAGACUCACCUGCCAAACUGGUUUAGAUUGAGAUUUUUAUCGGGUAUCAGGGAACCAUGUGAUUAUAAAUUAGACUUUAUCAAAACGAACCAAAAAUUGAAAUUCAGCAUGUUUGACUGACCCAUGCCAAAUUCUAAUUAUUCUUUAUUUUUAAAUUUUCUAUUUGAAAAUAAAAAAUAGUGAAAGAAAAAAGAUGACUGCAAUUCGCCAUUUGCACAUCACUUAUUCGGGGAUUAAACCAUAAAGAUUCAAAAGGAACUGAAAAUGUUUAGGAUCGUUUUAAUGUUUAGGGUGUGCCUACGGUGACAUGCAUGUCACGUUGACUUGCACUUUCCGGUCGACCUCAGUUAGGAUUAGGUCGACCUCAUUUAGAAUUCGGUCGACCUAAUAUAGGAUCUGGUCGACCUCAUUUAGGAUUCGGUCGACCUCAUAUAGGAUCUGGUCGACCUCAUUUAGGAUUCGGUCGACCUCAUAUAGGAUCAGGUCGACCUAAUUUGUUGCCUUAAUUAGUUUUCUUUUGCGCCUUUGAAUUAAUUUGGGAUGUCAACGUCCAAUUCCCGUCAAAAUAAGCAAUAAACUCACCAAAGGCGCGCUGCGUACCACAAUUCUACUUCUAUGAAUAGUAGAUUUGAAAAUAUUUUUAUAAAUACCUAGGGAUAGCAAUGGGUCGGGUCGGGGACGGAUAGUGCAUAUCUGUUACCCUAUCCAAAGUAGUUCGGGUUUUACCCUAUCCAAAGUAGUUCGGGUUUUACCCAAACCAUUACCCACAUAAGAAACGGGUAGAAAUCCAAACCAUGCCCAUACUAGUUCGGGUUUCGGGUAUCCACGUUUAUCCAUGGGUAAUAGUUUCUCUUUAUAACUCUAACCAAUAUGUUAAUAUUCACACGCACAUUAUGUAAGACAAAAAUUACGACAAAAAUUCACUAGAAUGAAAAAAGUUAAUUAAAACAAACACAAUUUCAUAAAAAUAUUAUAUUUAUAUGUUAAAUAUACAAUAUAUUAGAGAAAAUAUUGAUUAUUUUUAGACAAAAUACAUAUGCAUGUGUAUAAUCUGCGUGUUUGGGUUGGAUAGUGAGAAAACCAUGCCUACCCAUUAUCCGUAAUAUUCGGGUUCGGGUUUUACUCGUACCCACUAAAAGUCCUUCGAGUUCGGUUUUUACCCUACCCAACUAGGAAGAAUUCAGACGGAUACCCACGAUUACAGAUAUUUUUGCCAUCCCUACCGUGUCUUCGACCAUAUUUUGAAAAAAUUCGUUGUUUUUAGGAAAAAACCCUAAACACCCUAUUCCUACGAAAAAGAAAAAGCAAAAAAGAAUUUCGGGCACAGGACACAUCUAGCCUAUGAUGGGCAGCAGCGGCCAGCGGCCAUUCGUCAACUGAGUUUGAUAUAUUCUCUUCUCCCACUUACGAGUUGGUCACUGCCGAUUACAGUCGGCGGCGCCAUUUUUUCCAUUCUCCAAUUGGUUUGCUUCCCGUUUCGUUCCAAACAAAGGUAAGUUGCCUGCUCAUCCUUCAUCUCAGCUUCAUAGCUGAAACAAUUGCCUAUCUUUUCUCUGUUUGCCUUUAUCUCAGUUAUCGUACGGUCGCCACUUUCACCGAUGCGUUAUUCUGCUAGUUUGCGUUUCCACUUUUAUGGAUGCUGGCACUAAUUAGAAAACUGAUAGACCUCGACUGGGGGCUUAAUAUCCGGAGAAUUUCUUGAACCCUAGAUUUAGGGUUUAGGGUUUUUGCUUCCCCCACACCUUCUGUUCUGAUAAAGAUCCAAGAUUCUAUUUUGCCUCGUCGAAUGAAGUGAUCGUUUUGAUAAUGGAAUGUUGUCCCUAUUACUUUGAUUGUAGAUUUUCAUUUUUGGUUUUGUUCCCAGCUCCUCGUGAGAAUUCGCUGUAGGACGAUGGAUGUGUGCCUCACUAUUUGUAUCUGUAUAUAGUUGCUCUACUAAUGAAUGUUCACCUAAGCUGUGUGCAACCUGACCAGUUUAUUGCCGUGUUACAGGGAAAGCAAAGAUGAGCAAGAAGAAAAAUCCUUCCGUGUUUUUGGAUUUAUCUAUCGACCGGGAUCCGGCGGAACGAAUUGUUAUUGAGCUUUUUGCUGAUGUUGUUCCCAAGACCGCAGAAAAUUUCCGGGCGCUGUGCACUGGGGAGAAGGGGAUUGGGGAUAGUACUGGGAAACCUCUGCACUACAAAGGAUCCUCUUUCCAUCGAGUAAUUAAAGGAUUCAUGGCUCAGGGUGGUGACUUCUCAAAGGGAAACGGUACUGGUGGAGAGAGUAUCUAUGGAGGGAAAUUUUCAGAUGAGAACUUUAAAUUGAGGCAUGAAGGACCGGGCAUCCUUUCUAUGGCAAAUAGUGGUCCGAACACGAAUGGAUCUCAAUUUUUCAUUACUUUUAAGAGUCAGCCUCACCUUGAUGGGAAACAUGUUGUUUUUGGGAAGGUUGUUAAGGGACUUGAUAUACUAAAGAAAAUUGAACUGGUAGGAACAGCUAAAGGGGAUCCUCUUCAACCUGUAAGAGUUGUGGACUGUGGGGAAACUUCUGAUGCUAAACUUCAUACUGUGGGAAAGGAUUCAGGAACCAAAAAGAAAUCUGGAAAAUUUGCUUCAGAUGAUAGCUCUGAUGAAAAGGUUAAAGGAGGACGUAAAAAAAUACUGAAGGAUAGAAGGAAGAGAAGAAGAAAAAGAUACUCUUCAUCUGAUUCAUACAGCUCAGAUUCUGAGUCAGAAUCUUAUUCUUCAGAUUCUGAAACUUCAGACUCAGAUUCUUCAUCAUUUGAUUCAAGUUCUAGUGAUGGGAGACACAAGAAGAGGAAGUCCUUGAAAAGAGAUAAACGCCAAGGCAAGAGGAAAAAGAGGGACAAGAAAAGGGAGAAGAAGAGGAGUAGGCGUGAUAAGAGAUCCAGGCGCAAGUCUAAACGGAGUUCGGACAGUGCAAGUGAUUCUGAAACUGAAAGUAGCAGAAGCAGUAGUUCUGAAGACAAUGAAACUGAUCGUGUUCUCUCUCGUAAAAGCAACAAUUCUACUAUGGCUGAAAAGUCGAUGCUUAAUCUUGAUGAGAUGAAAAAGUCCGGUGGUCAACAAUCUGAGAAAGCUGCAGUACACAAAGGGAAUGGCCAACAGAAGUCAAUGACUGAAGUGAAUUCUCCACAUGAAGAAGGAGAAUUGCCUCUGAAGCGGGACAAGCUUUUGAAGAAUGGGCAUGAUAUAGAUUCUAAAGCUGAUAAAAAUGAUAUUCGCCACACUUCUUCUCACGACUCCGAUAGAUCCAAGAAUGUCAUGCCAAGCCCUAGAAAGAGACCAAACAACAGCCGGAGGCGCAUCUCGAGCCAAAGUCCUGAAAAAGCUUCCCGGAGUCCAAAAUUGAGAAGUGAUGAUGGGAGUCCUGUUAGAAGGUCUGUUGAAAGAGAGCAGAGGAUUUCAAGGAGUCCUGUGCACAGUCCUACUCGUAGGGCUCUGGGACCUCUUACCUCUAACCGAGGGCGGGGUGCUGAGUCACGAAGCCCAUCUCCGAAUGGUGUCCCCAAGCGCAUUAGGAAAGGACGUGGCUUCACCCAACAGUAUUCCUUUGCUCGUCGAUACCGCACCCCUUCUCCAGAGGGUCCUCGGAGGUCUUUCUAUUAUGGGGGAAGAAAUGUCAAUGAAAGGAACAAUGACAGGUACUCAAGCUAUCAAAAUUAUUCGGGACGUUCACAGUAUGGACGGUACAGAAGCCCAGCAAGAGGCAGAAGUCCCCCUAGAUAUGGACGUCGGAGAAGUAGAAGUAGGAGCAGAUCUCGGAGCAGCCCAGGAAAUAAUCAUGGAAGAAGGAACAGAGCUCGCAGCAGGAGCCAGAGCCCUCCUAUACGAAGUCCCAGUCCAACAGACAAGCGGCCUCCUGUUAGUGAGGGUUUGAGAUCACGUCUUGGCCCUCGAAUUGAUGAUGACAAUUCAGGUAAGAAAGGAAGACUGAGGUCAACAUCCAGGUCUACUGCUAGCUCCAGGUCAAGGAGCAGGUCAUCAUCUCCUCUCUCGAAAUCUCCAGAUCGUGCACCACCAAAACGAGGUAGAACAGCUAGUAGCAGGUCGAGAUCAAGCUCAUUGUCAGGAGGACAGCAAGGUCUGGUUUCUUAUGGGGAUCCUAGUCCUGAUAAGUAAGAAACUGCUGCCCAAUCCUGGAUAUGGUAGCUGAAUGCUGAGCACAGGAAGAGUAAGCCUGUCUCCUGGGUGUCUUGUCAUACUCAUACCUUACACCGAUGAACUGCCAAGAGUAGUCAGCAAGGCUGGCACUGCUGUAAUGAGUACCAAUGGUAGAUGGAAACUGGAAACAUGAUGGUUGUUAUGGGUUUCUCCGGCCUUCUGUGACCCCUUGGUUUUGUGGGUAGAUUAAAAUCCUCUUUCUUGGGAGAUAAAAGACCAAAUUAAGC
Linum trigynum is the source of this 5134-nucleotide messenger RNA. Lineage: Eukaryota; Viridiplantae; Streptophyta; Magnoliopsida; Malpighiales; Linaceae. The record is from the annotation of a GenBank genome assembly.